Messenger RNA from Closterium sp. Yama58-4, 15468 nucleotides. The record is from the annotation of a GenBank genome assembly. NCBI's taxonomy places the organism in Eukaryota, Viridiplantae, Streptophyta, Zygnematophyceae, Desmidiales, Closteriaceae.
AUGCUCCGCAUCACGACGGGCGCCGAUCGCGGCGGUAGGGGCGGAACAGACGCGACAGACGACGGGGCUGUCACCUCCCCCUCGCCGUCCCUUUCCCCCUCGCCUUCCCCCCUAUCCCCCGCGCUUUCCCCUUUCUCCCCCACGCCUCCGCCGUUCUCCCCGUCGUCUGCGUCCGCGCAAAUCAGCCGGCGCAGGCUGCACCUGAGCUACGACUUCGACGGGGAGAGCAGCAGCGGCGGGGAGGGCGGCGCAGGCGGAAGCGGAAGCGGAAGCGGAAGCCGGCGUCGGAUGCGCCAGGGGCACCGCAGCUUCUCCCACCGCUCCGCAGUGCUCUCCCCCCCCGAUAUCUCCCCCUUAGGAUCCCCCUCCGUAGGUUCUCCCGCUGCCAGGCCCGCCAGUCCCUUGGGAAGUCCGCGCAGGAGCGCGCUUGGGGGGAUUGGCGCGCUCGGGGAGAGCGCGGGAUUGGCGCUUGGGCCGUUGAAGCUGGGAAGGGGGAGUCCGGGCGAAAGCGCUGUCCGCCCGGCGGACGGAGGAGUGGGGGGGAGGGUCGGCGGAGACGGGGGAACAGGCGCGGAGCGGCGUGACAGCGGUGCCGCGGGGGAAAAGAGCGGGCGGAAUGGAACAGGUGUAGCUAGUGAGGCGAGGGUUGGGGAGGCUGCGCAGAGUGAUGUACUCGCGGGGGAGCAAGAGGCGCAGGCGCAAGGCAAAGCGCAACAGCAAGCGCGAGGCGGGACGGCAGCGGAGGGCGCCUCCGGAACCCCCAAGUCCGUCCCCGCGUCCCCCAGCUGGCUGGGCGGGUUGGCGGGCCUGUUGCUGGGCGCAGGCGGGGGGGAGGCGGGCGCGGCGGAAGAAGGGAAGGGGGAGGCGGGCAAGGGGGAGGCUGGCGCAAGUAAAACGGGCGGGCUGGGCUUGCUGUCCCCGUUUGCGUGGAGGGGAGGGGGGAUGUGGGGGGACGGCGGUAAGGGGAGGGGAGCGGAGGGGACGGGGGAAGGGGAUGGGACGAAGCAGGGGGAAGGGAGGGAGGGCGGUGAAGAAAAGGCAGCAGUUGGGGAGAAGGAGAGAGGGGGCAUGGGGGAGGCAAAGGACUUGGGGGGACACGAGGGCGCAGGGGAGGGAGACGAGGAGGAAGCAGGGGAGGGGGGAGAGGAGCAAGCCGAGGGGGAACUGGAGGGCGCGGGGGGUAGGGAAGCGAAGGAAGAUGAGGAGCGGCGUGUGGAAGGAGGGGCUAGCAGUGGUGAUGCGCGGGGGGGGAGUGCGGAGAGCAGAGGCGCGGGGGAGGGGGUGACUGACGAUGACAGUGACUUCGCGUUCCAGGCAGAGCGGUGGGAAGAGAGGGGGACAGCGAGUGGUGGUGUAGGGGGAGUGAUGCAGGAUGGUGGGGUGGUGCAGGAUGGUGGGGUGGUGCAGGAUGGUGCAGGGAUGGAUGGUGAUCACACGUUAAAUACGGAUAAGACAGACGAGGAUAGGUGGAUAAGUUGCGAAACAGAGCGAGCUGAAGAUGAGAAAGCCGAUAGCGAUGAUAGUGACAGCAGUGAGGAAGCUGAUAACGAGGAUAAUGGGAGCGAGGAGGCUCAUAGUGAUGGCAGUGGGCUUGAGGAAGCCAAUAGCGAGGACACUGGUAGUGAGGAAGCUACUAGUGAGGACAGUGAGAGCGACAAGACUAGUAUGAUGGAUGCUGAAAGUGAGAUGGGGAAUAGUGAGAGCGAGAGUGAGAGUGAAAGUGAGACUAAGAGUAAGAGUGACACUGAGAGUGUUGAGGAGGGAGGCUGUGAGGAGCGCGGGGAGAAUGGGGCAGGACUUCAAGGUAAGAAGGGUGGGGGGGAGUUGGCUGUGGGGGACGAAAUGGAUAGAGAGGAAAGAGAGAAAGAGGAGGAAAGAGAGAAAGAGGAGGAAAGAGAGAAAGAGGAGGAAAGAGAGGAAGAGGAGGAAAGAGAGGAAGAGGAGGAAAGAGAGGAAAAGGAGGAAAGAGAGGAAGAUGAUGAAAGGGAGAAAGAGGAGGAACGAGAGGAGGAUGAAUGGAAACAGCAACCGGAGGAGACAGCACAGGGCGAAAGCGGGAAAGAGGAGGAUGAGGGCAAUGAGGAGAGUGGGGAGGAAGGAGAGGUGAAGGUGGAGGGUACUAGGGAGGCAGCUGUUGGUGCUGGAGAGAGUGAGAGCAGCGAGAGUGAGACCGAGAGUGGGGGAAAUGAGGGGGCGAUUGAGAAUGAGAAUGAGGGGAUUGAGGGGGAGAGUGAGAGUGAGGGCGAGAGUGAGAAGGACGAGGAAACAGAAGGGCAAGCAGAGUGUGAGAGGGAUGGGACCUUGAAAGGUGUUGAAGCGGCAGCACCAAGUACACUGGUGGCUGCGGCUGUGGAUGGUGUGGAACAGCGGGGACAGAGUGAGAAUGAGAGUGCGGAGGGAGCAGAAGGGAGGUUGGAGCAUGGAAAGGAUACGGAUGGGUUGUUGGAUGGUGUUGAAGCCGCAACAGGCGCUGCACCAGUGGGUAAUGUGGGUGGUGUGGAGCAGGAACAGAGUGAGGGUGUUGAAGCAGCAGCAACGGUGGCUGCUGCUGACGGUGGUGCAGAGCGGGAACAGAGUGAGGGCAGCGAGAGUGAGAGUGAAAGCGAGAGUGACGGGACUGAGAGAGAGAGUGAGAGGGAGAGUGGGGGGAGUGGGAGUGGGAGUGAGAAUGAGAGUGUGGAGGGAGGGGAAAGGAGGGUGGAGCAUGAAAAGGAGGGGGAAGAACGCUUGGAUGGUGUUGAAGCCGCAACAGCCGCUGCACUGAUGGGUGGUGUGGAGCAGGAACAGAGCGAGGGGAGCGAGGGUAAGGAGAUUGAGAAUAAGGACAGUGGGAGUAAAUCUAGUGAGAGUGAGAGUGAGGAGAGGGAGAGCGAGAAUGAGAGAGAGGAGGGAAAGGAAGAGCAGGUAGAGUAUGAGAGGGCGGGGUUAUUCUUGAAGGGUGUUGAAUCGUCCACACCAGCUGCACCCGUGGCUGCUGCUGAGGGUGGUGUGGAGCAGAAACAGAGUGAGGGGAGUGAGAGCGAGAGCGAGAGCGAGACCAAGGAGAUUGAGAGUAGAGAUAGUGGGAGUAAUUUGAGCGAAAUUGAGGGAAGUGAGAGUGAGGAGAGUGAGAGUGAGGAUCAGAGUGAAAGAGAAGAGCAGGUAGAGUAUGAGAAGGAGGGGCCUUUGGAUGGUGUUGAAGCCACAACAGCAGCUGCACUGGUGAGUGGGGAGCAGGAGCAGAUCACAACUGCAGCUGCACCGGUGGGUGCUGUGGGUGGUGUGGAGCAGGAGGAACAGAGUUUGGAGAGUGAGAGUGAGAGCGAGAGUGAAGGGACUGAGAGGAACAGUGGUAGUGAGGGUGAGAGCGGGAGUGAGAGUGGGAGCGAGAGUGAGAGUGAGAGUGGGAAUGAAGGGCCGGUGGAGGAUGGAAGGGAGGGGACGUUGGAUGGUAUGGAGAGCUCAGCUCCUCCAGCUGGAUCGAUGGCUGCUGCUGCGGGUGGUGUGCGGCAGGGCCAGAGUGAGGGGAGCGAGAGUGAGAGUGGCAGCGAGGGUGAGGACGGAGAGGAGGGGCAGGUACAUCGCGUUAUGGAACGGUGCUUGGAUGAUGAUGAAGUGGUAGGGUCAGCGGAACUGGUUGCUGCUGCUGUGGGUGGUGUGGGGAAGGCACAGGGUGAGGAGGGGGGUGAGAGUGAGGAGACGAAGGGUGGGGAGAUUAAGAACAAGGAGAGUGCGAGCAAGUUGAGCGAGAGAGAGGGAAGCAAGAGUGAGGAGAGUGAUAGUGAGAGUGAGAGUGGAAGCGUGAGUGAAGAAAACGAGAGUCAGAGUGAGAGAGAGGAGAGUGGGAAUGAGAGUGAGAGAGAAGUGAGUGGGAAUGAAAGCGAGACAGAGGAGAGUGGGAGUAAGGGAGGUGGAGAGAGACAAGGGGAUGCAGGGGAGAUGACUGAACAGGGGAAGGGAGGUGUUGAUGAAGGGCCACAGUUGGAACAAGCAGGUGAAGGGCAGGAUUUGAAAUACACAGGUGAAGCAGAUGGUGAGGAGAGCAGCGAGGAAGAGGGUGCAUCUGAGCGUGGUACCUAUACUCAAGACGACGCCCAUGGCACCCAAGACGACGCCCAUGGCACUCAAGACGACGCCCAUAGCACUGGCUUGGCUGAGCUACCAGAGAGUGCAGCAGUGCUGGAAGUGUUGAGUCCCGUCUAUGCUGCUGCCACGCAUGGCACACCCGCCCUGCAGGCUCCCUGGGACGACCAUGGCAGCAGCUGCUUUGCCUCUGCCUCUGCCUCUGCAUCUUCCGUUGCCUCUUCCGUUGCCUGUGCCUCUGGUGAUGCUGCUCGUGAGAAUGCUCGUGGCUUGACUGGAGCAGUGGAUGCAGCGGCUGAGGGGGAGACGCAUGGUGGGAGGGACGAGGGGAGGGAGGGAGGAGAGGGGGCGGUGCAGGAUAUGUUUGUGGAGGGGGAGCUGGUUGCUCUGGGCAUGGAGGAGGGAAGCGGGGUGGUGGAGGUCGAGGGAGAGAAGAGCACUGUGGAGAGUGAGGGCGUGGGGGCGGCAGUGGAGGGCGAUGAAGGGACGGCGGCAAUGCAGCAGGACAUGUUUGUAGAGGAGGAGCUGAUUUCCCUGGGCGUGGAGGAAGGGGGCAGGGUGGUGGAGAGGGAGGGAGAGGAGCCAGUACAGAGCGAGCGAGUGGGGGAGGCAGUGGAGGGUGAUGCAGUGAGGGCGGCAAUGGAGGGAGAUAGAGGAAGAGCGGCAGCGCAGGACAUGUUUUUGGAAGAAGAGCUGAUUUCCCUUGGCGUGGAGGAAGGGGGCAGGGCGGUGGAGAGGGAGGGAGAGGAGCCAGUACAGAGCGAGCGAGUGGGGGAGGCAGUGGAGGGUGAUGCAGGAGAUAGAGCAAGAGCGGCAGCGCAGGACAUGUUUUUGGAAGAAGAGCUGAUUUCCCUUGGCAUGGAGGAAGGGAGCGGGGCGGUGGAGAGGGAGGGAGAGAAGGGGGCGGUGGAGAGGGAGCGAGUGGGGCUGGCAGUGGAGGGUGGUGCAGCAGAAGGUGCAGUGCAGCAGGACAUGUUUGUAGAGGAGGAGCUGGUUGCGCUGGGCGUGGCGGAAGGAAGCGGGAAAGUGGAGAACGAGGGGGAGAAGAGGGCCGUGGAGAGAGAGAGAGGCGGAGCGGCAGUGGAGGGUGAUAUAGCGAGGGGGGGAGUGGAGAGUAAUGACGAGAGGGAGGCAGUGCAGGACAUGUUUGUGGCGGGGGAGCUGGUUGCUCUAGGCGUGGAAGAAGGGAGUGGGAAAGUGGCGAACGAGGGAGUGGGGGCAGCAGUGGCGAGUGAUGGAGGGCAGGCGGCAGUGCAGGACAUGUUUGUAGAGGGCGAGCUUGCUGGGCUGGGCGUGGAUCGGAAGGAUGGGGAGAUUGAGAGGCAUGACGUCAAACCGGGUGGUGUAGAUGCGAGCAUGAGUCUGGACGGCAGUGUGGGUGAGAGCACAGCGAGUGUGAUGGAGGCGAUGCAGCGUGCUGAUGGUACUCUGAAUGGUGUGGGGAAGAGCUUGAUAGGUGAUGGCAGCACAGCAUGUGUUGAGGAUGUGAGCAGGGUUGCUGAUGGUGGUACUGUGGGCGGUGUGAUGGAGCAAGGGGGAAGGCUGUCUCAGGGUGGAGAUGAACUGGGGUUGCGGGAGGGGGAUAGGGAGGUGAUGGGGGCCGAGGCGGCAAGGGGGGGGAGAGAGGGGCCGGAGAGUGAAGGUGAUCGGGAAGAGGGAGAAGUGGGGGAGGGGAAAGAAGGGAGCGCGGAAGGAGAAGGUGGGGAGCGGGAGGAGGAGGGUGGAGUAGGAGAGGGGAGCGUGAGUGAGGUGAGGGAAGAGGAGGGAGAAGGGAGGGACGAGGUGGGAGAGGGGAGGGAGGAGGAGGGAUCAGGGAAAGAAAGUGAAGGGGAAGGGAAAGUGGGAGGGGAGAGGGAGCGGAAAGUGCGGAAGGCAGAGGAUGAGACGGUGCGUGCCGUGGAAGGAGCGAGUGGACCGAGUGAGGAGGAGGAAGGAGGGCGAUAUGAGGAGGAGGGUUCAAGGGAUGGGCAGGCAGGGGGGAAAGGUGUGUGGGGCGAGGAAGAGGAGGCAGGGAGUGAGAGGCUGGUGACAGAAGAGUCAAGAGGAAGUGAGAGGCGGCAGGUGCAACAGUUGUUUGAAAGCGGUGGGAAGAUGGUACAGGCAGAGAAGGGGAGUGAGAAGAAGCAAGAGGUAGAGAAGGAAGGGAGUGAUUCGCCUUGUGCUCCCAACUCCCCUGCAUCCAUUCCGGAUUCUCCCACCUGUGGCGUUGCUGCCUCCAGCAUUCCCUCUGCCCUCCCUCCUCCUCCUCCACCCCCUCCUGCAGCAGAUGACGUGUGGGUUGACGAGAGCGAGGGGGGGAAGAGUGAAAAAGAGGGAGAGAGGGAGGAGAGGGAAGAGGAGGGAGGGGAAGGAGAGAAGGAGAGUGAAGAGGAGGGAGAGAAGGGGGAGACAGAAGAGGAGGGAGAAGAGGGAGAGAAAGGGGAGAGUGAAGAGAAGGGAGAGGAGGGAAAAAUGGGGGAGAAUGAAGAGGAGGGAGAGGAAGGAGAGAAAGGGCAGAGUAAAGAGCGAGAGUUGGUGCGACAUGAGGAGGGGAGUGCAAGGGGGGAUGAGGCGGGUUUGGUUGAUGGUGGUGUGGUUGACCAGGGACCGGGUACAGGGGGCGAGGAGUGGGUGGGACAGGAGGAGGGAGGGGGUGAAUGCGGAGGGGGUGUACAGCCAGUGGGGCAUGUGGAGAGGCGGGUGCCAGGAGAGGAUGGCGUGAGGCAUGAUAGCAGCAGCGCCAGCAGCACAGUAGGAGCAGCAGCAGUGGCGGCAGCAGCAGCAGCAGCAGCAGUAGUGGUGCCUGGGACUCUGGAGCCUCUGCAAUCUGCUGACAAGUUGCCCGCCUGGCAGCCAGUGGACCAAUCAGAAGACGUUCCCACCUCACACACUCCCUGUGAACACAUCUCCUCUCCCACCAGCACCGAUGCUGCUUCUCAUGCCGAGUCACUCUCUAACGAGGAUGCCACAUCCCCAUCGCUCUUCCCCGAUGCUGACUCCCCAUCCCUCGGCUCUCCCGCUGUCAGUGCUGCAUCUCCUACCACCUCCUCCCCUCUCCUCCAAGACUUGAGCUCCACCCAUCACCCUCACAUCGCCUCCCCUCGUUCCCCCACGUCCACCUCCCCUCAUCUGCCCACCUCGGGCUCUCCGCGCGUCAGUGAAGCUGGGUCCCCCACUUCAGUCCCCGACUCCCCCACCUUUGGACUCGCCAGUACCCCUGCCCCUGCCAGCCCCACUGCUUCUGCCGUUGAGGAUGGGACGAGUGCAGACUCCCCAACCUUCACCGUGGACUCGCCCACAUUUGGGUUUGCUGCCCCCAGCAUUGCAAGGAAGGCAGAAGCAGCAGCAGCAGCAGCAGCGGCGGCGUGGGGGAGUGUCUCUGCAGCAGCGGCAGGCGCCCUCAGCGAUCCCUCCCCUCCCACUGUGGAUUUCUGGCGUGCUGACUCUCUUGACUCUCUUGACUCCGUUGACUCCGCUGACUCUGAUGCUCUCGAUCCUGAUGCUCUUGAUGGGCCUGAGUGUGCUGCCCACAGCAGCGCGGCAGCCCAGGGAGAGGAGGCUGUUCCUUGCAACUAUCCCGCCCUGUCUCAUAAGUCUGUGGAACUUUUUUCGCAAGCACCACAUCUUCCCAUCGUCUGUGCUGUCUCUUCCCAUCGUCUGUGCUGUCUCUUCCCAUCGUCUGUGCUGUCUCUUCCCAUCGUCUGUGCUGUCUCUUCCCAUCGUCUGUGCUGUCUCUUCCCAUCGUCUGUGCUGUCUCUUCCCAUCGUCUGUGCUGUCUCUUCCCAUCGUCUGUGCUGUCUCUUCCCAUCGUCUGUGCUGUCUCUCCCCAUCGUCUGUGCUGUCUCUUCCCAUCGUCUGUGCUGUCUCUCCCCAUCGUCUGUGCUGUCUCUUCCCAUCGUCUGUGCUGUCUCUUCCCAUCGUCUGUGCUGUCUCUUCCCAUCGUCUGUGCUGUCUCUCCCCAUCGUCUGUGCUGUCUCUUCCCAUCGUCUGUGCUGUCUCUCCCCAUCGUCUGUGCUGUCUCUUCCCAUCGUCUGUGCUGUCUCUUCCCAUCGUCUGUGCUGUCUCUUCCCAUCGUCUGUGCUGUCUCUUCCCAUCGUCUGUGCUGUCUCUCCCCAUCGUCUGUGCUGUCUCUUCCCAUCGUCUGUGCUGUCUCUCCCCAUCGUCUGUGCUGUCUCUUCCCAUCGUCUGUGCUGUCUCUUCCCAUCGUCUGUGCUGUCUCUUCCCAUCGUCUGUGCUGUCUCUUCCCAUCGUCUGUGCUGUCUCUUCCCAUCGUCUGUGCUGUCUCUUCCCAUCGUCUGUGCUGUCUCUCCCCAUCGUCUGUGCUGUCUCUUCCCAUCGUCUGUGCUGUCUCUUCCCAUCGUCUGUGCUGUCUCUUCCCAUCGUCUGUGCUGUCUCUUCCCAUCGUCUGUGCUGUCUCUUCCCAUCGUCUGUGCUGUCUCUCCCCAUCGUCUGUGCUGUCUCUUCCCAUCGUCUGUGCUGUCUCUUCCCAUCGUCUGUGCUGUCUCUUCCCAUCGUCUGUGCUGUCUCUUCCCAUCGUCUGUGCUGUCUCUCCCCAUCGUCUGUGCUGUCUCUUCCCAUCGUCUGUGCUGUCUCUCCCCAUCGUCUGUGCUGUCUCUUCCCAUCGUCUGUGCUGUCUCUUCCCAUCGUCUGUGCUGUCUCUUCCCAUCGUCUGUGCUGUCUCUUCCCAUCGUCUGUGCUGUCUCUUCCCAUCGUCUGUGCUGUCUCUUCCCAUCGUCUGUGCUGUCUCUUCCCAUCGUCUGUGCUGUCUCUUCCCAUCGUCUGUGCUGUCUCUUCCCAUCGUCUGUGCUGUCUCUUCCCAUCGUCUGUGCUGUCUCUUCCCAUCGUCUGUGCUGUCUCUUCCCAUCGUCUGUGCUGUCUCUUCCCAUCGUCUGUGCUGUCUCUCCCCAUCGUCUGUGCUGUCUCUUCCCAUCGUCUGUGCUGUCUCUUCCCAUCGUCUGUGCUGUCUCUUCCCAUCGUCUGUGCUGUCUCUUCCCAUCGUCUGUGCUGUCUCUUCCCAUCGUCUGUGCUGUCUCUCCCCAUCGUCUGUGCUGUCUCUUCCCAUCGUCUGUGCUGUCUCUUCCCAUCGUCUGUGCUGUCUCUUCCCAUCGUCUGUGCUGUCUCUUCCCAUCGUCUGUGCUGUCUCUUCCCAUCGUCUGUGCUGUCUCUUCCCAUCGUCUGUGCUGUCUCUCCUCAUCGUCUGUGCUGUCUCUUCCCAUCGUCUGUGCUGUCUCUUCCCAUCGUCUGUGCUGUCUCUUCCCAUCGUCUGUGCUGUCUCUUCCCAUCGUCUGUGCUGUCUCUUCCCAUCGUCUGUGCUGUCUCUUCCCAUCGUCUGUGCUGUCUCUCCCCAUCGUCUGUGCUGUCUCUUCCCAUCGUCUGUGCUGUCUCUUCCCAUCGUCUGUGCUGUCUCUUCCCAUCGUCUGUGCUGUCUCUUCCCAUCGUCUGUGCUGUCUCUCCCCAUCGUCUGUGCUGUCUCUUCCCAUCGUCUGUGCUGUCUCUUCCCAUCGUCUGUGCUGUCUCUUCCCAUCGUCUGUGCUGUCUCUUCCCAUCGUCUGUGCUGUCUCUUCCCAUCGUCUGUGCUGUCUCUUCCCAUCGUCUGUGCUGUCUCUCCCCAUCGUCUGUGCUGUCUCUUCCCAUCGUCUGUGCUGUCUCUCCCCAUCGUCUGUGCUGUCUCUUCCCAUCGUCUGUGCUGUCUCUUCCCAUCGUCUGUGCUGUCUCUUCCCAUCGUCUGUGCUGUCUCUCCCCAUCGUCUGUGCUGUCUCUUCCCAUCGUCUGUGCUGUCUCUUCCCAUCGUCUGUGCUGUCUCUUCCCAUCGUCUGUGCUGUCUCUUCCCAUCGUCUGUGCUGUCUCUUCCCAUCGUCUGUGCUGUCUCUCCCCAUCGUCUGUGCUGUCUCUCCCUUCCCUUCCUCGUCCCUGUUGCAGGCGGACGGCACCUCAGGAGCCUCAACACCAGCCACCUCACAACUUACAUUAUCGUCUGAGCCGCCUAACCAGCAGCCGUCUCUCACCUCUGCCCUCUCACAACCCAUUCUCACUCCUGCUAAUUCCUCCAUUCCUUCUCUCCCCGUCCGCCCCUCCUCGCCUCCCCGCCCCGCCUUUCCCUCCUCUGCCUCCUGUCCCGGCCCCUCCCUCCGCCCCUCCCCCUUUCCCCCCUCCCCUUCCUCCAAACCUCCAUCCCUGCCCCGCCCCUUCCCUCCCUCCAGCCCCCGUUCUCGCCCUUCUUCUCCAUCCCUCCCCCGCCCCUCUUCCCCUUCCCUCCCCCGCCCCUCUUCCCCUUCCCUCCCCCGCCCCUCUUCCCCCUCCUUUCCCCACCCCCCACACUCCCCCUCUCCCCCCUCCCGCCCAUCCAACCUGCGCACUCUGUCUCGCCGGCGCCCCCCCUCCCCUCCAAUGCGCUCCCCCUCUGCGCGCCCCCGUGCCCUCCUUCCUCUCACAGUGGCAGCAGCUGCCUCAGAAGGUACCUCCUACUCCCCCCGCACCUUCCCCAUCCUCUCCCCCUCCGCCUCGCCUCGCACCCGCUCUGCCUCCUCCCCGUCUUCCUCUCCUCCCUGCUCUCCCUCACUCUCCUCUGCUCCUCCUCUCUCCCAGACCUUCUCACUCCCCUCCUUUCUCUCCAACCGCUACCUACCCUCCUCCUCCUCACCCACAGUCACACAUGCACCUGCUGCUGCUGGCUCCUCUGCUGCGGAUUCAGAUCCAUCAUUUACCAACCAACCACCAUUGCUCGUGCUGGACUCUCCACCAUCUUUACUUCCUGCAAAUGAAUCUGAAACAGUACCAGGUGAACCUUCAGGUGAAUUUUCAGGUGUGGGAGGUGGGGCAGCAGCUGGCGGGGUGCGUGACGGGCGAGUGAAGGGGCUGGCAUCCAUGUUCGAAGCCAAGUUGGCAGCCAAGCGUCAGAAGCAGCAAUCAGUGCCGCUGCCCCUCUCCACCACAACCUCCUCGCCUGCCCCUGCUGCACCGUCCCACACCACCUCCCGCUUGCCAUCACCGGACACAGCCUUCCCCACUCCUACCUCCCCCACAGACCCUUCCCUCACAGACCCUCCCCCCACAGACCCUCCCGCCACAGGGCCUCCUCCCUCAGAGCCUCUCACUACAGAGCCUCCCCUCAAAGAGCCUUCCCCACAGAGCCUUCCCCCACAGAGCCUCCCCCCACAGAGCCUUCCCCCACAGAGCCUUCCCCCACAGAGCCUUCCCCCACAGAGCCUUCCCCCACAGAGCCUUCCCCCACAGAGCCUUCCCCCUCAGAGCCUUCCCCCUCAGAGCCUUCCCCCUCAAAGCCUCCCCCUGCAGAGCCUCCUUCCGCAGCAGGGCCUGGGAAGCAGCAGCAGUGGGGGUGGUCCUCCCUGCUCGCCAUGGCCUGGCGCCCCUCCUGGGGCUCCGUUCACACCCCUGCCCCUGCUCCCGCCUCCGAAGCUCUCGCCUCCGAAGCUCCCACCUCCAAACCUCUCACCUCCAAACUUUCCGCGUCCAAACCUGCUGCCUCCGAACCUCCUGCCUCUGAACCUACCGCCUCUGAGCUUUCCGCAUCCGGACCUCCCACCUCCGAACCACCCUCUUCCGAAGCUCCCGCGUUUGAAGCUCCCUCUUACGAACCUCCUGCCUCCGAACCUCCCGCCUCCGAAGCUCCCUGAAGUGGAGAGUGAGCGUGAGAGUGAUGGUGAGGGAGAGGCUGUGAGUGAGGGUGCGAGUGAGGAUGAGCGGGAGGGAGAGGGUGAGGUUGUGAGUGAUGGUGGGGGAGUUGAGAGUAGAUAUGAGAGUGGAGAAAACGGGGAGGUUUUGAGUGGGGGUGAGGGGAUUGAGAGUAAACAUGAGAGUGAAGAAAACGGGGAGGUUGUGAGUGAGGGUGAGGGGGUUGAGAGUAAAUACGAGAGCGAGGAGGGUGAGUUUGUGAGUGAGGGUGAGGGGGCUGCAAUUAAGCAUGAGACAGGGGAGUGCGUGUCUGAGGCAGCGACCUCCGCUGACGUGGAAGAUGACGUGGAAGGUGACGUGGAGGGUGAUGUGGAGGGUGAUGUGGAAGGUGACAUGAUACUUGAUCUGGAAGGGGAGGAGCUGGACGUGAGUCAGCUACAGCGGGAUAUUGAAGCAGUUCUUAAGGAGGCUUUUAAACUGAAAGGGAAGGGGUCGGAUGGGGUGUGGCGAGUGACUGUGGUGCGAGAUGGCAGUAAGGCUGGGAGUGUGGUGGAGGUGGAUGAGGGGGAGGUAGAUAUGGGGGAGGUGGAUGUUGGGGCGGAUGCUGAUGAUGAGGGGGAGGAUGAUUCGGAAGAGGAAGAGGAUGAUGAUAGUUGUGUUGAUGAAAGGGAUGAGGAGGAGGAGGAUGAGGAGGAAGAUGAGGAGGAAGAGGAGGAGGACGAGGUGGAGGUAGAGGAAACGGAAGAAGAGGAAGAGGAGAGCGGGGAGGAGGAGGAGAAUGGGAGGGAGGAGGAGCGUGAAGGGUACAAGCUGGGGUUAUCAGAAGCGGCUACUGUGCAGGCAGCCGCAGGGCCUGCUGUAGCCAUCUUGGCUGUUAGUGCAGCGGGUGUAGUGGCGGGGAGAGAGGGGGCGGAGGAGGAGGGCAGUGAGAGCGAGGAAUUCGCGGAUGCACAGGGCGCAUCAGGGGAGUUCGAGGAAUCAGAGGGAUCAGUGGGGUCAGAGGGGCAUGAGGGGUCUCAGGGGCGUGGAGAGUCAGGAGCAGGAGGGGAAGAGGACGAGAGCGAGGAGGGGAAGGAGACAAGGGGCGACGAUGGGGAGCAGCAGCUCUCCCCCAGCCUGCACAGCCAACCGCCUUCCCUGCCUCCUGAGACACCUGCCCCCGCUGCUCUUGCCUCCGCUGCUCUUGCUGCUGCUGCGGCUGCUGCCACCACUGCCAGCAGCAGUUGUGCACCUGCCACUUCCUCCCCACCUCAUGCUGCCUCCGCCUCACUCCCCACCCCUUCCUCCCCUGCUGACCUCCCCCUGCCUGCUACUGACCUCGCUCUCCCUCAUGCCUCCUCCCAACCAUCACCCCCAGCAACCGCUUCACCACCAUCUGCAGCCGCUGCUGCAACCGCAGCAGUGGCAGCAGCAGGGGUGGUGGCAGCGGCAGCAGGGGUGGCAGCAUGCAGUCAGCUUGGGGAGGGCUCUGCCAGCACAGCCAACGCUGACAGUGCUGGCAGCACUGGGAGGGGUGAGGCCGUGCCGGUGGUGACUGGCAGUGGUGAGAGCAGAAGAGUCGGUGUUGACACGGCUGGUGGUGCCGUUGAACGCGCCACGGAUGCGGUAGGCACCGAAGAGGAAAGAGUCGGUGAUGACGGCAUGGGCGGCAUGAUUGGCACAGGUGGCAACGAUGGCAUGGGCGGCACGGGCGGCAGCAGCGUGGGCGGCAUAGUGAACAUUGAGGAUGUGGACGACGGCGCUUCUGACAGCUCCUCUCUCUACCACGAUGCCCACAUGGGCCGCUUCAGCUCUGCCUCCUCCCUGCGCUCCGCUUCUUUCCGCAGCACCGCCUCUGCUUUUGACGACGCUGCCUCCUCUUUUGACGACAGGGCCAGCACCAUUGCCGGCUAUCAGACCCCGCCCACCUUCCCCCCUUCCCCCGCCUACUCUUUCUCCUCCGCCCCCUCCCCCUCCCGCCUCUCCCUCAACUCCCGCUCCUUCUUCCCCUCCCCGUUCCCCCCGACCCUCACCGCACCGCACCUCUCUCCACCGGAGUCCCCUGCCUCUGCAGCCUCAGAGGCACUCUACUCUGCGCGCGACUACUUCACCCCACGCGCCCAGUCCCCGUCUGCUGCCUCUCUGCGCUCUGACCAGCGCUUCUUCAGCAGCCCGGGCAGCAGCGACGGCUUUCACACGCCUCUUCACACCCUGCAGUCGCCGUCUCCUCGUGCCGGCCUGUACUUGCCCUCUCCCCGUGGCACUUUGCAUGCUCCUUCCCCCCGCGGCAGUCUGCGCUCUCCUUCCCCCCGUGCUAGCCUGCGCUCGCCCUCUCCCCGUGCUGACCUGCGUGCAACAGCCCAGCGAAGCGCCUUCCACACCCUCACUCCUCGCUCCGCUCUCCGCUCCCUUUCUCUGCAACCCGCUCGGCCUUCCUUCGCCGCUGCCAGUGCUGCCGGCGCUCGCAGUCUAGCGGACAGUGGAGGAGGGACUGGAGGCGGACUAGGAAGAGAAGAAGCAGAGGGCAGGGAUACCAGAAGGGAUAUCCGCCGGGAUUCUGGCAGGGAUGGGCAGCAGCAGCAGGACGUGGGCCAGCAAUUAGGGGGAGGGAGGAUGGCGGCAGAGGAGGUGGAGGUGGAGGUGGAGGAGAGCGAGGAUAAGUUUGUUGUGGCUGAGCGGCCUGCUGCUGGCCACUCGCAGCCCGUGCAGGUGGAGCAGCGACAGGAAGAGGCGGAGAGGGAAGACGAAGAGACAGAAGAGGAGCAGAAACAAAGCAUACCGCAGGAAAGGGUUAUUCCAGCAGCAGUUCCAGCCGUGGUCGCUGCUGUUGUUCCCAUUCCUGACGCCCCAUCAUGUGACCCCCCAGCAUCUGAACCCUCUCCCUCUGACCUCCCUGCUACUGAUGCUGCUCCUCCUGAAUCUGCUGCUACCGCAUCAGCUGCUUCUGGAGAAGACGCCAAGUGGAAGCUGCCUGGAAGAAGCCUAUUUGGUCUCUUUGCACGAGGCGCCGGUGGGAAUGCAAGCAGACGCACUGGGGGGACAGAACGUGUGGCGGAGGAAGGAGUGGAAUGUGUGGGGGUGAGGGAGAGGAGCAGCGGUGAUCCGAGAGGGGUGGAGCACGAGGAUGAGUUUGAGAGCGCUCGGGUUGGGCUGAGGGAGGAUGACAUGGCGGCAGGGGAUGAGGGGGACGGAGCUGAAGGUGGGAUGGUGUUCUCCCGCUCCUCUAACACCUCCCGCUCUGCCCUCUCCUCCUCUCGCCCUCCUGCCAUCCUCCCCACCGCUGCCUCUGCCGCUGGGAUCCCUCGGGCCCGGCUGCGGCCUGCUGUGUCCAUCGGCAGUGCUGCUGCCCCAGCUGCAGGGGAAGCUUCUCAGCUCGCCCCAGCAACCCGUGAAGGCCUGAGGCCAGGUGCAGCGGGCGCAGCAGGAAAGAGUAUUGCUGGCAGCAGUAGUGGUUUGGAUGGGUUGAGAGGUGCAGAGGAGUCAGUUUCUGGUAUGGAAAGGAUUGGAGAUUGGGAAGAGGGUGGCGAGGAAGAGGAGGGGGAGGUGUUGCAGGGGCUGCGGGUGAAGAACCGGCAGGGCGAGUGGGAGGAGAGUGAGGACUUCAGGCCGCAGUGCUUGCAGCAGCCACAGUGCAUGCCCUCCCUGCACCUGCCCCGUGAGGGAGGGAGCACGGCGGGAGCUGCUGACGCAGGGGGGAAGCGAAAGCACGGUGGCAGACGAGAGCACGAGACGAGGUGGACUGAUGACGAUGAUGACGAUGACUCGGUAAGAGAAAGGGAGGUGUGUGGGUGGAGUCAUAAGCAGAUGAGAUCAUGA